AUGUCGGAUGCGGGAAGUGCCGGAGAUUCCAGACAAGUUCUCAUCGACCAGGUGAAAAGCCACCAGAAAGCUUCUCCUGCCUUCCAAAAAGCGUGGCAUGCAUACUGCGAUGAGCAUGGGGACGGCAUCUAUGAUCCGGCAAGGCACAAGAGCCAACUGCUGGAGGAGUUCCUGAAGACGGCGGCAUCGAAGACCGCAGGCUCCAAGGCAAAAAAGAAGAAGAAGCAGGCAUCGGGCUCAGAAUCUGCCACAAGCCGCAGCCGUAGCAGAACAAGAAGACGACGACGACACGCAAAAGGCAGGCGUCGCGCACACGGACGCAGGCACAGGCGAGAUCGGCGACGGAGAGAUCAUCGAGGGCGAAGACGUCGCAAAGGACGCAGAAAGAGGUCGCGCUCACGGUCACAAAGCUCUGGAAGUUCUGCCAUGUCCGGCCUUCCUUCGCGUGCGACAGCCAUCAAGGGAGCAGAGCGGGCUGUGGCUUCUGCCGCGGAAGAGCUGAGCCGAUUGAAAGCCAAUCCGGAUGCAGCCAUCGAUGAGCCAGCAUUGCAAGGAAAGCAGAAGGAAGAGAUGGAAGUGGCCCUCCGAGCUCUCCAAAGCGAAGCUGAUUCAGAGCUGGAGGCACAGUUACAGGAAGUGAAAGAAAGGCUGGCUCGAGAGAAAGCCUCCCGCUUGGUGGAAGCGGAGGAGAAAUUGGAGCAGGCCAUCGCUGAGCGCCUGAAAGAAGCCGAAGACAAGCUUCGACAAGAGGCCCAAGGAAGGCUCGAUGAGGCCAAAAAGCUGGCAGAGGCAAAGCUCGAAGCGAUCAUGGCAGAGGCUCGGCCAAAGAUUGAGUCCUCCUGGGCAGACCAGCUCAAGGACUUGGAAUCGAAGGCAACUGCGGCCCGUGCAGCGGCUGGUGUCAGCAAGAAGAAAUAG
Molecule: messenger RNA, 918 nt
Organism: Symbiodinium sp. CCMP2456
Lineage: Eukaryota; Dinophyceae; Suessiales; Symbiodiniaceae
Source: the annotation of a GenBank genome assembly